Molecule: messenger RNA, 837 nt
Organism: Temnothorax curvispinosus
Lineage: Eukaryota; Metazoa; Arthropoda; Insecta; Hymenoptera; Formicidae
Exons: 1
Source: RefSeq, a predicted model, not a curated record
AUGACUGAAAUUCUCAACAUCGGAAGCGAGCCGGUCUUUGACGAUCGCAUCGUCAAGAUCGAGACUCACACGUACAACACAACGUUUGAUUAUAGCGACGAGAUACGAAUACCCAUACAACAGCAGGAUUUGUAUACGUUGCCGUGCGAAAGUUUUCUUUACAUCGAACGAACAUUGACGGUGACCAGAGCAGCCGACCAAGUCGAUAAUGUGGUAUUGCGUACUAAUUGCGUCGCGUUUAUGUUCGAUGAGAUUCGAUACGAGCUCGACGGUAUGGAGAUUGAUCGUUGCAGAAACGUAGGAAUAACCAGCACGCUCAAGAACUACGUUACGGUAUCGUCCGACAGAAGCGUGAUCCUGCGAAACGCGGGCUGGGAACCACAUAAUAAUCCGAACGGAUAUUUCAAUUUCUGCGUACCGCUCAACUUGUUACUGGGAUUUUGCGAGGAUUACAAACGCGUGGUGAUCAACGCUCGUCACGAAUUGAUCUUGAUACGAGCGCGCAACGACAACAAUUCCCUGGUGGGAAGUCUCGCGUUGGAGCCUACUAUCAAAAUACUCAAGAUACAAUGGCGAAUGCCUCACGUGGUAUUGAACGAGAUCAACAAGCUGUCGAUGCUGCGCGCCUUGGAAGACGGACGGUAUCUAAGUAUGGGUUUCCGUUCGUGGGAUCUGUACGAGUAUCCCCUAUUGCAGAACACGACCAAGCACUCGUGGGCCAUUAAGACCGCGACUCAGCUCGAGAAACCGCGAUACGUCGUCUUCGCUCUGCAGACGGGUCGGAAGAAUGUCAUGUCCGCCGACACAAGCCGAUUCGACGACUGCAACUUGACCAAC